UCAGACGACAGACAUCACAUUUUGGUUUGCAAUAAAGUGGAACUAAAUUUCGACCGUGCAACUGUAAAUAACAUAUUAUGUCUUAAUGAAAGCCGCCACAAGCUUGUAUUUUACGAUGGCGGAAUCGCAGGUUGCUAACAUAGUCAACGAAAUAUUGAGGGUGGAGGCAGUAGAAGAAGCCUUCAGCUGCUUCUUGGUGUAUAAGCCUGACCAGGAGAAUGAGAGGUUAGCAACCUACCAGAAGAAACUAUGUGCCGUCAUGACUACAAUCAGUGCAGAUGUACAGGAGUCCGCCAUCAGGCAGUACCUCACGCUGACUGCGGUACUCACCAACAGACACAAAAUGAAGCAACUUCUGACACUUAUGGAAAAUUUAGUUAACACAAAUAUCAUACAGGCCCGGAUGCUCUGUGACUGCAUACUGACCAGUGAAAAACUUUCUUAUCAAAAUGCAGAUUACUGGAUCGAAUGUUUCAAUUUAAUCAGAAGAAUUAUAGGUGGUGUGGAUUACAAAGGCGUCAGAGAGAUCAUGAAGGGCUGCAGAGAAAAGGCACACACAUUACCUGUGCGGUUAAAUUCUUCAACAAUGCCUCAGAUGAAGGCCCUGUAUAAUGUCAUAGAGUACAUAUUUGACCGCAACGCGUCCUUGCUGCCCGCUUACUUUAUUGUCACGGAAAUACAAAAAGAUUAUCCUGACAAUAAUCAUUGGCCUCAUUGGCAACUUGCGAAGCUGCUGACAAGCUUUGUCGAAAGCUUCAAGCCGUGUGCACAGAUGGUGUCAAUUAUUGGGCACUCUCAUAUGUUGCCAGUAGUAGAGUACUCGGGCUACGCUGACCACUUAGUCAACCCAUGGCGCCUAGAUCCAACCACACUAAAAUUCUCUCUCAAAGGAAGUUUGCCGUAUGACGACAAACUAUUGAAGCCACAAAUAGGCCUGCUAAGACACGUUUUACAGCAGCCAUAUUCCAGAGACAUGGUGUGCUCCAUGCUGGGAUUGCAAAAGCAGCACAAGCAGCGUUGCAUCGCUCUGGAAGACCAACUAGUAGAACUCAUGAUACUAGCCAUGGAGAAGAGUGAACAGGAAAACGAAGAUGACGAAAUGUCAUCAACACACUGGUGCUGGUUACACCUAUCAUCACAAGUUAUUUAUUUAAUACUCUUUCAAUUUGCUUCAUUUCCUAAUAUAGUGAUGGGUCUUCACAAUAAAUUGAUUGGUCAUGAUAUGAGGAAAGGCAGAGAUCAUUUAAUGUGGGUGCUCCUUCAGUUUAUAUCGGGGAGUAUACAAAGGAAUCCACUGUCCAACUUCUUACCCAUAAUAAAGCUUCAUGAACUAUUGUAUCCGGAGAAGGAGCCCCUGCCGGUCCCUGAUUGUACGAGGGCCCACUGCACGCAUCAAAUGGCUGUGGUGUGUAUUUGGAUGCACUUGUUGAAAAAAGCGGAGUCGGAACAUAAAACAAUGCCUAUGCCACAAAACCUAAAAGUGCAAUAUGACUUCCUUCAGCACUUCAUGACAUCGAACAACACGCCGAACCUCAUGGGCUCAGACUACCGCAUAGCUUUGCUCUGUAACGCGUAUUCAACCAACCAAGAAUACUACGCGCGGCCCAUGGGCAUAAUUAUAGAAACACUGUUCGGCAGUCAGAAAGCUUUAUCUAACGGGAAUCCUGGGACACCAUUGCCUACAGUGCCACUGUCCAUGUGCAUACUUGACAGUCUGACGUUGCACUGCAAAAUGUCUCUGAUACAUUCUAUAGUGACGCACGUAGCGAAACUAGCGCAGAACAAGACCAGUAUACCCGGGAGCAGUAUGAUGGCGCCGGCGCUCGUGGAAACGUACAGCCGCCUGCUGGUCUACACUGAGAUUGAGUCGCUUGGAAUCAAAGGUUUCGUUAUCCAACUCCUCCCAAACGUGUUCAAGUCGCAAGCGUGGGGCAUCCUACACAACCUGCUGGACAUGUUCUCGUACCGCAUCCACCACAUCCAACCGCACUACAGGGUGACGCUGCUCUCCAACAUACACUCGCUGGCCGCGUACCCGCAGGCCAACCAGACGCAACUGCAGCUCUGUUUCGAAAGCACCGCGCUACGACUCAUUACAAGUCUGGGCAGUUCAGGCGUGCAACUACAGAUGUCGCGAGUGGUGUCCGAGCCGAAGUCACUUGUGUCACAGGACAACGAGGAGCUGAACCGAGUGCUGGUGCUCACGCUGGCGAGGGGCAUCUACAUGAGCGGCACAGCCAACGACGGAGCGGCAGUGAAAGAGUUACUUACCACUAUAAUGACGAACACACCGCACAUGUGGUCUCAGCACACGUUGCAGUGUUUCCCGCCGGUGCUGGUCGACUUUUUCUCACAGAAUCCAGCACCUAAAGAAAACAAGCAAGUGCUAAAGAAAUCCGUAGAGGAGGAGUAUCGCAAAUGGACGUCAAUGGCAAACGACAACGACAUAAUAUCUCACUUCUCCGUGCCGGGCACGCCGCUGUUCCUCUGUCUGCUGUGGAAGAUGAUCUUCGAUACAAAUAGGAUUAAUCCUAUUGCUUUCAAAAUCCUGGAACGCAUCGGCGCCCGAGCGCUCUCAGCUCACCUUCGCAAGUUCUGCGACUACCUCGUGUAUGAGGUUACCAACCCGGCGGGCGGGCCGCACAUCAACAAGUGUGUGGACGCCAUCAACGACAUCAUAUGGAAAUACAACAUCGUCACCAUCGACAGGCUCGUGCUGUGUCUGGUGCUGAGGCCAAACCCCGAUGGCAACGAGAGCCAAGUGUGCCUCUACAUCAUCCAACUCCUGUUGCUCAAGGGUUCCGAGCUUAGGAACCGGGCCCAAGACUUCGUCAAGGAGAACUCGCCUGAACACUGGAAGCAGAACAACUGGUACGACAAACACCUGGCGUUCCACAGAAAGUACCCCGAGAAAUUCGCUCCCGAAGAGGCGAGCAGCGCCUACGGCGGGCCUAUUCCCGUCUACCUCAGUAAUGUGUGUCUCCGCUUCAUCCCCGUGCUGGACAUAGUGGUGCACCGCCACCUGGAGACGCCGCAGGUCAGCAAGAACCUGGAGCAGCUGCUCGAGCACCUGGGCUACCUGUACAAGUUCCACGAUCGACCAGUAACCUUCCUAUACAACACGCUGCACUAUUACGAGACGAAGCUACGCGACAAGCCGCCGCUAAAGAGGAAGCUCGUGAACGCAGUGCUGGGGUCACUGAAGGACGUGCGGCCCGCUAGUUGGGCCACCACGGAUGCGUUCCAGGCGUACCUGGUGAAGACGGACGCGGACACCACGCCGUGGACGCCGGACCUUAACUACUACCUCAGCCUGGUUAAUAGGAUGGUUGACACAAUGGCAGGUGUAUCCCACUUCCCAAACACCGACUGGCGUUUCAACGAAUUCCCGAACCCAUCGGCGCACUCCCUCUACGUGACCUGCGUAGAACUCAUGUCCUUGCCCAUGGCACCACACGUCGUCGGCAACAGCUUGCUCGACGUGCUCACUAAGGGCUUCGUAGUCAUACCGGCGACCAACAUUCAACUCUGGAUCAACGCAAUAGGGCUCAUAAUGGCUGCUCUACCCGAUUCGUACUGGACUGUCAUUCAUGACAGGAUACUGGAAGCCAUGACCCACAGCGACAUGACCGAGUGGCCGUACCAGCACUCGCCGUUCCAGCUGUUCAACCUGGCCACGACCAACGACGCCAUGCUGGAGAACAAAUACAGCCUCACGCUGGCGUUGGCCCACGCCGUCUGGUACCACGCCGGGGCCGGCCAGAUCAUGCAGGUCCCUCAGUUCGUGAAAGAGAAGCUGUCACCCGAAAUCCACACAGAGACGCAACUAGUGUUCCUGUGCCACCUGGUGGGGCCGUUCCUGCAGCGGUUCAACGCGGACGUGUCCCGUGCCGUCAUGGACAUCACCAUAGCGCUUUACGAGCUGCUCGCGCACAUCGACAAGACGCAACCACAUCUACAAUACAUUGAUCCUAUAUGCGAUCUGCUCUACCACAUAAAAUACAUGUUCGUCGGCGACACACUCAAAAGCGAAGUGGAGACCGUGAUCCGCAAACUCCGACCCGCCCUGCAGAUGCGGCUGCGGUUCAUCACGCAUCUCAACGUGGAGCAGAUCAACACCGCCUAGCAGAGCGAAUACUACAGCUACACGCCGUCUAGCUCGAGCUCCAGCUCGGAAUAGACGGCCGAGCUGUAGACAUUUGCACGCGACUGUCCAGUUCUUAGGUGACAGCUUACCUUAAGCUUAAGCUCUGGUUUCCUAGGAAAGCGGUGACGUCAUGUAGCGGACGCAAAAAGACGGUCGUCUUUACGGUGACGACAUGUGAAAAGUUCCACGGCGUCAUAACACACCCUCAGCCACUAACGUCAAACGAAACGCAUACAGAAAAGAAAAUGGACGAACUUGAUUUAGCUUUAAUAAUUUACUUGGAGGAUGAAAUAUCAUCAGAAGAGGAAAAUAAUCGUAGUGCGGAAGAUCAUUUAUUCAAAUCUCGUGGUACAGAAGGUGCAUUUGAGAUUUUAUAGUAGAAAUAGCUUCGACGCUACCAAAUAAAACGUUCACGAAACUAUCGACACAGUCAAGACGGCCGUCAUGCAAAUGGCGUGGCGGCACCGCUUUUUGACGUUACGGUGUCAAUCACCGCCCUCUAGGAAACCGUUCCAGUUGGUUUACAUAGACAACGUUCUAGUGACGUCUUUUACCGCUGUGUUACGACCGCUAUAUGACGGCACCACUUUCCUAGGAAACCAGAGCUUAAAGCCCCAUUUAAGCGCGCGGUUGUUUUAUGCGAUAAACGCAGCAUCAAACGCGAUGCUUUUGCCGCACACCCAUUUUAAAUCAGAUAAUCUAAUGAGCGUAUAACAAUAGGGAGUACCACUGUAAAAUUCUGCCGCCAGAGUGCAGUACUAGCACCUAUCCUAUCGAAAACCAUAGAGUAACUUAUACAUACUGUGCCUUAAACAGUUUUUUGACAAGUUUUCACUUUGACGUUGAUGCAUUAAAGCGGUUUGUUUGAAAUCGAAAUUUCGUUAUCUGCCUCUCUAUCGAUCGAAUGUUAUGCAAAAGUGAUAGAGAGGCAGAAACCGAACUUUCGAUUUUCGUGUUUCGCGGUUGGCCCCGUGGUUGUGUUAGUGACGCCCUCUACGCAGUUUCGCGUAACAUUCCCUAUUUAAAAGCGCAUUGUCAUUUUCCCUACAUUCCGUGAUCGCAUGCGUUCAACGCUGCGUCUUACGCAUAAAACAACCGCGUGCUUAAGUUUAGACGGAUCAAGAACUUGCAUGCGAUUUUCGUCACGUUGCUGUAUUUGGUCGAUCGACUGAAUUAAUACUGUAUAUUUAGCAAUGUAUCAAAUAUUGCAUGCAAGUCUUCGCGCCGUUUAAAAGGGGCUUCAGUCCAUAGUCCAACGC
Messenger RNA from Cydia strobilella, 5406 nucleotides. RefSeq names its product mediator of RNA polymerase II transcription subunit 23 (gene MED23). Bases 86 to 4126 code for a protein of 1346 amino acids. Gene Ontology annotation, cellular component: mediator complex; transcription regulator complex. The record is from RefSeq and is a predicted model, not a curated record. Lineage: Eukaryota; Metazoa; Arthropoda; Insecta; Lepidoptera; Tortricidae. The transcript has 18 exons. Gene Ontology annotation, biological process: positive regulation of gene expression; regulation of transcription by RNA polymerase II.